AUGGUGGUGAAGACGGAGCGCAGUGUCUCGACAACUUCCAGCAGCAGCAACUCGUUUGCUGAUGCCUCCGGGGAAACAGCAAAAAUGCAGACGUCUCCUACUCCCAACCCCACAGCCACUUCUCCUUCUACCUGCAACGCCUCAGCUGCAGCAGCAGCAGCAGCAACAACAACAGCAGCAGAAGCAGAUGCAGAUGCAGCACCAACACCACCAGACGUCGAACAGCAGUCACCGAGCAAGAUGGAUCGGCAGCACGAGCAUCAGCAGCAGCAGCACGAGAAGUAG
Messenger RNA from Eimeria acervulina, 285 nucleotides. RefSeq lists its product as hypothetical. The transcript has a single exon. NCBI's taxonomy places the organism in Eukaryota, Apicomplexa, Conoidasida, Eucoccidiorida, Eimeriidae. Bases 1 to 285 code for a protein of 94 amino acids. The record is from RefSeq and is a predicted model, not a curated record.